This is a messenger RNA of Hypomesus transpacificus, 645 nucleotides long. It is a transcript of the gene ved, whose product is annotated as ventrally expressed dharma/bozozok antagonist. Gene Ontology annotation, cellular component: nucleus. The transcript is spliced from 3 exons. Gene Ontology annotation, molecular function: sequence-specific double-stranded DNA binding. The record is from RefSeq and is a predicted model, not a curated record. NCBI's taxonomy places the organism in Eukaryota, Metazoa, Chordata, Actinopteri, Osmeriformes, Osmeridae. Gene Ontology annotation, biological process: endocrine pancreas development; neuron projection morphogenesis; spinal cord motor neuron cell fate specification. The coding region runs from base 1 to 645 and encodes 214 amino acids.
AUGCGCUUUGAUCCUGGGCUGAUGGCUGCUACAGGUUUCAGCAGUGGGACAGAGGAGGAGACCUCGGGGUAUGAGAGUGAAGGGGGGCGCUCUCUCUCCCCCUCUGCCUCUCUCAACAGCAUCUCCCCGUCCCCUUCCUCGCCCCCGUCGGGCCGGAGGCCGCGCACCGCCUUCACAACUGAGCAGAUCAGAAGCCUGGAAAGAGCCUUUAAAAGGAACGCCUACCUGGGGACCCAGGACAAAGCUGAGCUCUGCAAAAAACUCAACCUAUCAGACAAGCAGAUCCGUAACUGGUUUCAGAACCGGCGUAUGAAACUGAAGAGGACUGUGCAGGAUGCCUUGGCACAUGCCUGCCAGGCUAAGGUGGCAUCUCACCUGUUGCACUACUCCGAGCUACAGGCAUUUUGCUCUGCCCCCUACCCCACCUACCACCCUCACCUUGUCCCAGACGGACCCACCACUGCCCCCUAUCUCCAGCCCCACAGCAUGCUCUACAACUCCUCUCCUGCUUCCCAGACUCUACCUGGUGUGUCUACCCUACCUAUGGACUCUCUUUACCAGUAUGCUACCCUUCCAGGACUCAUGGUGCCCUCCAGUGCUUCGUCCCUGGUGGGAGCUCAUCAGCCAUAUCUUCACCAAUACUGA